This is a messenger RNA of Miscanthus lutarioriparius, 585 nucleotides long. The record is from the annotation of a GenBank genome assembly. NCBI's taxonomy places the organism in Eukaryota, Viridiplantae, Streptophyta, Magnoliopsida, Poales, Poaceae.
AUGACCAGACGACAUUCUUUCUGCACAACAUGGAUCGCUGAGCGUGAAGGACUCCAUCAACAACUUACUAUGUCAUCUAGUGAGAAUGUCAUUACCGGUGACCUCAGCACUGGUCUGGCUUCAGGGACGAAUCCGUCGAGGACACCUAAGAGCAGGAGUAUAGAGUAUCCAUGGGAGAUCUACAGCCUGAAGGAGCUCCUGCAGGCGACCAACAACUUCAACGACAGCAACAAGCUCGGGGAGGGCGGAUUCGGCACCGUCUACUGGGGCCGCACCGCCAAGGGCGUCGAGUGGGCGGCGCCGCUGGUGGACCGCCGCAAGUGGGAGCGCAUUGCGGACCCGCGCCUCGCCGGGCGGUUCGACGCGCAGCAGCUCCGCGCCGUGGUCGAGGCCGCCAUGCUGUGCACGCAGAGCAACGCCGAGAGCCGGCCGGCCAUGGCCGAGGUGGUCGAGAUGCUCAGGUUCAGUGGGGAGCGGCGGACAACCAAGGAGAUCGUCCCGGUGGUCUCCGCGAGCAGCGAGCUAACGACCCCAGACCUGCAAGACGUCACCUGCAGCAGCGAGCCCCUGGACAGGCGGAGCUAG